This is a messenger RNA of Aureobasidium subglaciale EXF-2481, 823 nucleotides long. RefSeq lists its product as uncharacterized. The coding region runs from base 269 to 625 and encodes 118 amino acids. Lineage: Eukaryota; Fungi; Ascomycota; Dothideomycetes; Dothideales; Saccotheciaceae. The transcript has a single exon. The record is from RefSeq and is a predicted model, not a curated record.
UGUUCCGGUCUUGAAGAUCUAGCAAUCAGUGUCCGACGUUCACGGGGCAGCAAGACUGGAAUUGAUGCAUAUCGACUAUUGGGAUCAUUGUCGAACUUGCGCUUCCUAUCUCUCAAUCUGGAUGCAUCUGACAUGUCCAUUAUAUCGGUGUGUGAAACUGCGGGGAUGAAUACGCGAGAUUGUUCAUCAAUCACAGUCCCGGUGGCAUGUGCGCGACGCUUUAAUCAAUUCGGCGCUUGAUGAGCCUCUUGCUCGUACAAUCUUCAACAUGAUCUCGUCCACACCAUCUCUUUCAAGAUCCAAACUCGAGCGAAUGAACGUUCACACCUCAGGCGGUGGCGUUUUUACUACACAGACCUCACUUCAUGGAUUCACAGCCGUGGUUGUGAAAGAGCUAAGCCGUUCUUGGGUCCUAGAGCGAUUAAAAAGAGACGAUCAUAGAGAUGGAAUAAUCGCCCACGAAGCAAGUCAAAUUCAAGCAGGAACUUCGACUUCGGACACAAAUCCUUUCCGGUCUAGAGUCCCGCAGAAUCCAGAGAAAGAAGUUUUCCCACGCAUUUGGCCCUAUGAAGAAGAGACUGAGUGGCGUGAGGGUUGGUACAGCUUUCCCCUAAUGUCUGACUAGAAUGUGCAUAGAGCAAUCUGAACAUACGGAUAUCAGUGUGGCUCGUGACAGCUUCGAAAGGCGUCGCCAUACACUCUCAAUAGAUCGGGUAGAGUGUAUGAUCACUAAAAGCACACUCUCACGCUGUCAGUGAGAUAUCGAAUCAGACUCCGAAUGCUAUGUCAUGCCUGCGUCUAUGGCUUAGGCAUAGGGACUCGG